AUAUAUAGAAUGAGUGACGACUUUAACAACUUGAGAAACUUUGUUCUUGGUCAUGGAGACAAUGAUCCCUCACAACUGAAGGCGCCCGAAGGUCAAGUGCGUCUGGAGAUCACUCACUCAGUACUGUCAGACGAUGUGCUCGGAGCAAACAACUGGAAGAACUUCCAACUUGAUCAAACUGUUCAACAACUAAAGGAGAAGCUGCAUCGAUUCGUUGGUACAGAGACAAAGUAUAUGACACUACAGGUUAGAGAGGCUGAUAAGAUGACUGUUAGAAUCAAUCAGUUGGACGAUGACAACAAACUGCUGUCUAAUGUAGAGGGUCUCACAUCUGGACUCAAUAUACAUAUUAUAGACAGUGAUCCAAACAACUAUAUUGCACAACUUCAAGACACUUCAAGUAUCGAACGUGCUCAAAUGUCAGAUGCAGAGUACAGUCAACGUGAUGGUACCUAUCGCAAAUGGAAACAGGAUCAAGCUGCCGCUGCAUCUGCUGCCGCCACUCAAUCUUCAACGCCUGCACCUACUACCACUACAACUGCUGCUGUCGUCGACGAGUUUGCCAACGAACCAACAGAUAUCAAGGUUGGCGAUAGAUGUUUGAUUAUAUCAGAUGACCUUGGUCGCAUUGGAAGCGUGGCGUACAUUGGCAAAGUGGAGGGAGCUGCCAGUGGCUACUGGAUCGGCAUCAGCCUGGACCUGCCUCAAGGCAAGAACAACGGAACACUGAAAGGCGUGCGAUACUUUGACUGUCAAGGUGACAAGUACGGAUGUUUCGUUCGUGCCAAGCACCUGAAAGUAGGGGACUAUCCCGAAGAGGAGAUAUAA
Molecule: messenger RNA, 828 nt
Organism: Acytostelium subglobosum LB1
Lineage: Eukaryota; Evosea; Eumycetozoa; Acytosteliales; Acytosteliaceae
Exons: 2
Biological process (GO): post-chaperonin tubulin folding pathway; cytoplasmic microtubule organization; tubulin complex assembly
Cellular component (GO): cytoplasm; microtubule plus-end; nucleus
Molecular function (GO): microtubule plus-end binding; alpha-tubulin binding
Source: RefSeq, a predicted model, not a curated record